Messenger RNA from Durusdinium trenchii, 3159 nucleotides. The record is from the annotation of a GenBank genome assembly. Lineage: Eukaryota; Dinophyceae; Suessiales; Symbiodiniaceae.
AUGAUUCUUGGCCCUGGGAUCGCCUUGCUCCUCAUGCCACCCACAGAGGUUGUUUUUGUGAUGCUCAGCAUCGCACUCGUUUUGGGGCUUGUUGGAGCGGCUGGCUUCAUGGUGGCAAACCUGCUUUCAUCUGCCAUAGCCAUUUGGGCUCUUGUCCGAUUGGUGCGUGACUUGAACCAGGCACGCAUGCUGCAAAACACACCUUGCGACGUGAAGGAACGCUUGGAAGAGGUCUGGCGAAGCAACCGACGGCAGACUAUCGCAGUGGCCUUUAGUUUGUUUCUCUCAGUGGGUUUGUCACCAGCAGUGUUGUGGCAGCUGCAUGUCACCUUCAGUUCAAAUAUGAAAGAUGUCGAGUAUCCGGCGGAGCACUUGACCUCAGUCCUGGUCGGCGUCUCAGUCCAGGUCCUGGAUGUCCUAGGCAAUGCACUGGCUGUCAUCUUGCUUUCAGGCACUCACCGUGUGAUAGAAUCUGACAGCAUGUGCAACUGCCCCACAAGUAGCUGUUGCUUCAAGCGACAGGGUGAAUGGGAUAGGGCCUGGAAGGAGAAGGUGGAGGAAUUGUCAAUGCGGGGCAUAACACUAAAUAGCUUGCUGAAGUUCUAUGAAGAGGAUCUUCUCCUCUUUGACGGAUGGCAAUACGCGCCAGGAAAACACAGGACACGAGACGUGGUCCGUCGGGUCAUCAUUCCUGUUACUGCCGGAGAGCUGGAGCCCUGUUCUUAUGCAACCUCUAGCUACAACCGGGACAAAGCGCAAAGAGCACAGAUCAUGGUGACGCACAACUGGGACAAUCUCUUCAAGGACCUUCUGGCAGCAAUCGUGGCCAAUGCACUGCAAGAGUGCAGUUUCCAGGUAGCAGCCAGGAUGUUGAUGGAAGACGUGCCGCUCCUUCGUAACAUUUUGGAGAAGAAUGGCCGCUUGAGGGAUGUCUAUUGGGUGUGUGCGUUCUCCGUAAAUCAACAUGUUUCGAUUUGUCAUACAAAUAAGUGGGACAAGGAUCCCAUCUCGAAGUGGUUGCAUCCAACUUGCAAUUGCUCGUGCUCCAACAUUGAAGACCCAGAUGGGCAACAUCCGGAGUCUGAAAUGAACAAGUUUGAUGAUAUGAUGAGGCACCUGGCAAGCACACCAGGAGGCUGUAAGCACUUGAUUGCGGUGGAUCGAUCUAUGAAUCUUUUUAAGCGAGCGUGGUGCAUUGCGGAGAUUGCUGAAGCAAAGCGGCUCGGCAUGCGCCAGAGCCUCAAGCUUGUGUCCAAGGAGAUAUUGCUACAACGCCAACCGAGCCUCUUGAAGUCCUGGGAGCGCUCCGACAAUUUUGAGCGUAUGGGCGAGGCUGGCCGCCUCUUGCGCUGGAGCUUGGCAGAUCACGGAACUGGCCAGGCGGCGGCUACUAUGGCGGCAGCGGUCUGUGUGGUGACCUCGCGCGCGGCCUACGCCUCAGCGGGCGCCUUUGGUGCUGUGGUGCUGCUGAGCGCUGGCAGCCGGCGGCGCUAUGGAGUCUACAACGACCCCGACGACUCCUCGAAGUGUUUGUUACUGUCUGAGGAGGAGAUGCAGAGCGCUUGCACAAACCUCAUAGGUGUCGAGACGCAAUGCCACGACUGCAUCGCCUGCGAAACCGAGGAUUGCAUGAACUCAAUCACUAAUUGUGACGAGUUCUUGGCAACGGUAUUUUCAGAGUGCUGCAUUGAGAACUGCGAAGAGGACGACGCGAUAGGGAUCAUCAUCGCAUCUGUGUUCACUAUUUGUAUCUGUUGUGGAAUCGGCGGCUGUAUGUGGAUGAGAAUCAAGCAAUCCAUCAGCGCAAACGAGGGCAGUGCCAUGGACAACAACUCUAUGUCCGGGCCUGGUGGCUUCCCAAACCCACAAGGUGCCUACCAGACCGGCUCGGUUGUACAGGGCACGGUGGUGCAGGGCCAAGUCAUUGGCAUAGGAGGCGACUGCGAAUGCGACAGCGUUCCACCUUCCAAUCUGCUUUGCGUCAGUCGAGACACGCUUGUCAUUUUCUAUGGCCGUGCAGCUUUCACGGCCAAGACGCUAGAAGGCUUUGUCGAACAGUACUUGCUGAGAUACCUUGGUGACUACAUCUUUGGUGUUGAUAAGCAGAACUUGUCUGUGACCACAUGGCGUGGGGAGAUCCAUUUGCGGAGUGCACGCUUGAAACAGGAGGUCGUGGAACUGCUGAACCUCCCUUUCCAACUCAUUGUGGGCGAGGCCGCCGACCUGAAGAUCAACGUCCCGUGGAACCGUCUUGGCAGUCGACCGGUGGUGGUGGAGCUCACAGGCCUCCGUGUCUUGCUGGGCCCGAAGCCCGCCACUGAAUGGUCUAACGAGGAGGAGCUCCGCCGUGUGCAGUUGGCCAGGCAGAGGCUUGUGGACCGGGCUGAUCUUCUUGGACCCGAUGAUCGAAAGGAAGGUUAUCUUGGUCGACUGAUCACGCGCAUCAGUGACAACCUUGAGCUGCAACUGCGUGACUUGCACAUUCGCUUUCAGGACGAUUCCCCAGCGGCCGGGGGUCCGCCGGUCUCGGGUGGUUUGCAUUUGGCCUCCCUGGAGGUGCAGAGUACAGGCUCUAACUGGCAGCCCAGCUUCAUCGAGCGCUCCGAUCGCAGCGAGCUCUUUAAGCUGCUGAGACUCAGGGACUUGAGUUGCUACCACGAGCCGCCAGGUUGGGCACGCCGCAUUGAUCCUCGAGAGUGGACUGAUGAGGACUUCCGACGAUGCUUUGAUCGGCCAGAGGCAGUGCAGCUGGCUCAGGGGCGCAUCAUCUACCUCCUCCCGCCGUGCAGCGCACACCUGAAGCUCACUCAGGCCUUGGCUUCCUCGCCACGCUUCGACCUGAAGUGCGAGCUGGAGCCCAUCAAGGUGCUUGUGUCGGCUGCAGGCUAUCGAGGCCUUUGCGGCAUCAUGUCGCUGGUCUCUGAAUACUUUGCGUUUCAGGAGGUAACAAGGCAUUGGAUCCAGAGCUAUUGGCCGCACCGGCCACUUGUGCACGUGCACGGCAACAGCAUCCUGUGGUGGCGCUACGCCCUUCGGUGUAUCCGUGCUGCGGCCGCCAAUGUGCGCGCACAGGGCGCUAAGGUCACCUUUGCCUCGCUGGUGAGUGAGGAGAACCUCUCUCGACUUCGCUUGCAGGAGAAACCUCUCGACUCGCUUUGA